UUUUUCAAGACCAUUCCAGUCACGGUGCAGCUAUGAGAUAGGUAAGUUGAAAUUUAACUUUGUUUUCCCCGUAAUUCAACAAUUACUGGGUGAAUAUUAUAUGGAAAUUUUAUAUGAGAUUGGGCCACAUGCAUAUAAUAUGAAUAUAUAUGAAAGUAAAGAUACGCGAUAAAAAUAAUAUGUAUGUAGUGGCGGGAGUUUAUAAGUAAAUAGCAGAUCAGCUGAUGAGUGACAACAGACGAAAGCGUAUCGUUCUUGGUCUUGGUUAUGGCGACAAGCAGUUCUGAUGGGUCUUGUACAGCACCUGCAGAUUUUCAGCUUUCGUCAGAAUUGGAAGACGGUGCAAAUCGUACAAGUGUAAAUUUAUUAAAGUGCCCAUUGUGCCAUAAUAAUCGUCGAAUUUUUUAUUGUCGUCAGUGCAUCCAAAAUGGAGAUUUUAUCUAUUCAACUUCUGUUUAUUGUGAACGAUUUGCAGAUAAACAACUGCGACUUUUACGGUUGAAAGCUGCCAGAACUGAAUUAGAAGAAAAAUGCAUUAAAGCACUUGAAAAACAUAAACAAAGGGAUAAAUUGAUAUGUGAUAUAAAUACAUAUAAAGAAAGAAUUAGACUACUCCAAUCAUUAGUAAAUGAAACAAGACAAAGUAUAAACAGAGGUAAUCAACGUUUAAAUGUUCUCAAAGAUGUAAACUCCCAAUUAGCUUUGAGAUUACCUAGACACGAAGAACGAGUAGAAAAAUUACAUAAAUACGUUACUGGUUUGAAAGCAAAACAAGAAAAACAAAAAGAAACUGUAGACAGGAAAAGACAGCAGUUAAAAAAAAUUAUUAGGACUGCUGCAAAACAAUUAAUUAAAUAUAUUUUCCCCAUAUCAGAACUGCAACCUAGUAGAAGUUUAUGUAGUAGUGAGGAAGACACUAGUUCAGAUGUAACUUGUGCACUAGCAGAUGCAUCUGGAACUUCAUAUGUUAGAGGUAGAUGGAUUAAUGACACAGAAAAUGCUCUAGAAGUUCAACAUCGUAUAGUUGCUCCAACACUACCAGGAAAUGGAGAUUAUAGCGCUUAUUCUUUAUGGGUGGCAGCAAAUAAAGAUGGAGUACCAGGUGCAAAUAAAGAGACUGCAAUGCACAAUCCAGCAUAUAAUAUCAGUGCUGCUUUAACUUAUGCUACACAGUUGGUUAAUAUUAUUGCUUAUUAUGUUAAUGUAAGACUACCAUAUAAGCUUGCUUAUGGUGAAUUUUGCUCUAGUGAGUUGACAGAUCAAAAAUUUGCCAAAAAAGUAGCAAGGCUGAACAGUAAUGUGCUACAUUUAUGUUUCACACAAAAUACCAAUAUUACAGUUUUACAUCCAAUGCAUACUCUACAAAAUUUAAUGCAUUUGCUAAAUACUGAAAUUAGUGAUCUUGGAAGAAUUGGUCCAAUGGAAGUUGAGUCAAAUAUAGUAGCACAAUUACACAGUCAAUUAGUUCCUGAUUUAGAAAAUAGUGACGAUUCUGCAUCUGAUGAAGAAGAAGAUGCAUUUAACUGGGAUUGGGAAGCUGUACCAAAUGUUGCUUGUCCCGAAAUGAUAGUUCCAAUUCCUGGUGCAAUGGUUAGUCAACAAUCAUCUAGCAUGCAGGUGAAUCAAAGUGUUGCUGGAGGUUUAGUUACAAGUGCUGCAGCUAGUAUAGCCUCUAUUUGGCGUGGUUGGACUACAAACAAAUAGACUGUUCUAUUUAAUUAACAAAUCUCUUUUUAUACAAA
Frieseomelitta varia is the source of this 1742-nucleotide messenger RNA. RefSeq names its product beclin 1-associated autophagy-related key regulator (gene Atg14). Gene Ontology annotation, biological process: autophagosome assembly; mitophagy; cellular response to starvation. The coding region runs from base 268 to 1704 and encodes 478 amino acids. The transcript has 9 exons. Gene Ontology annotation, cellular component: phosphatidylinositol 3-kinase complex, class III; mitochondria-associated endoplasmic reticulum membrane contact site; autophagosome. Lineage: Eukaryota; Metazoa; Arthropoda; Insecta; Hymenoptera; Apidae. The record is from RefSeq and is a predicted model, not a curated record.